Carya illinoinensis is the source of this 357-nucleotide messenger RNA. Its product is annotated as E3 ubiquitin-protein ligase RZF1-like. NCBI's taxonomy places the organism in Eukaryota, Viridiplantae, Streptophyta, Magnoliopsida, Fagales, Juglandaceae. The record is from RefSeq and is a predicted model, not a curated record. The transcript is spliced from 2 exons. The coding region runs from base 1 to 357 and encodes 118 amino acids.
AUGGAAGUUUAUAUUGGUGACUACAGUACUGAGCGACGUUUGCAAGAAUUAAGUGAACAGCUUUCUGUGAAUGAUCGACAGGGUCCACCACCAGCGCCUCGUUCUUCAAUUGAUGCAAUGCCCACCAUCAAGAUUACACAAGCACAUAUGCAUACUGGCUCACACUGUCCUCACAACUCAUGCCCUGUUUGCCGCCUUGAGAUGCCUACUCAAGGGACUGAUACUGAUGGUGCUCGAGGUAAUCGAACUAGUGGUGGAGAGAACAGUGGGGGCAGCAGCAGAGACUAUGGCAGCUCUGGUGGUGUUACUCUGAAUAGUCUGCAGAAUCAGGGAAGGAGGAAUGUUAUGUUGCCUUAG